CAUCUCAUUCUCAGCUGAGAACAAUUAAGAGCUGGCAUAGUUGAAUAAUCUCUUUCUUCACAAGAUAACCCCGACCAGACCUUUUUUCAUCAAUCUCAAGUUUUUGAGAUUGAUGAAAUUGAUGAGAUUGAUUACGUCAAAAGUGAAAAGUUUAGAUUCAGUAAUAAAAUGUCUUAAUUUGCAUCUCACUAUUGAGACUUGAGGCAAAUCAUUUUUUUACCUGUCCGUUACUGACUGCUUGUUGAUUUACAGAUAGUCAGCAGUAACGAGUAAAAGUUGGUGAAUAUGAAAUUUAAAUCUCUGACUGAUAAAUAAAGUGAAAAGUUACUACACUUAUUUGAUAUCCUAGCUUGUCUCUGUUAGAACAUUAAUUAAAACAAUUCAUGGCACCACUAAAACAAAGUGACUUUCGACCGGUCACACACCAAAGAUGAAGGACGAAGGACGUCGGCGUUCCUUAAAGUUCAAAAACAAAUAAUUCUAAUGCCAGUGCAGUACAUUGAUGGACCCACAAAGAUAAAGUUAUUGUGAUAGCAGAUCAGUAAAUAAUGGAUGAUACGGGCGGUCAGCCAUCGCCUCAGCCGCACCCACUCCCCGCCCCUGCUGCUGCUGGAGUUGGACUAGAACGUGAGCCUGACCAAGUAGAGUACUGCAUUUGCCGCAAAUUAGAUUUAAUCGAAGACCAAGAGAGAAAGUAUAAUAAAUCGAACAGAAGAGAUAAACAUUCUCCGGAGUCUGCCCCCUUUGACCAGCUCAUCUACAUGGGCAUGUUAAAUUUCAACCACCGCCUGAAGAAAGCACAACGGGCCGAUGCAAUCCGCGCAGCUUAUUUUAAAGGAACACGGCCUAAAAUCAAAACUGAAAUAACCGAGGAGGAUGUGGGACUCGAAAUUUUGCAGAAAUUUGGAGAAUUGGACGACGAAUCGCCUAAAUUCGAUCCUCUCUUUAUCUCAUUCGAGGACACCAUGCAAGAAGAACUGGUCACCUUUGAAGCAGCUGAGAGGGAAGCGUUAAUCUCGGGAAACUAUUCUCUUUCCGGUUUCGAGACUGUAGAGCAAGUAAGAAAGGAGAUGGACCAAUGGGUUAUCGAGAACAAAGUAAAUGUCGAAAUGUACACUAAUUUCGACCCGAGAAGUAACCAGAGUAAAGCAGAAUGGUUCGACUUGCCACGCCCGAUGGAAAAGUGGGGUCAGUCUUAUUUAGAAUCGAAAGUGACGUCUCUCAUAGGUUUGAAUCUUCAAACGAAACCCGUUACCACAGUCGAGGAGAAAGAAGACAACAAUGUCCAAAGUACAGACUCUACUCCAGCUUUCGAACCUGAUUUAGUACCUCCCGAGCGUGACCUCCUUGCCGAAUCUCUACUUGUUCUAGAUAACCCGAACUGUGACCCCCAACGAAAAGAGAAAUUAAUAAGUGUAAAUCUGGCCGUGUUCGAUCCAAAAUAUUGGAAUUUUCCAAAGAACGUAUCCAACUGGAACGAAGUCCCCAAUGGAGAAGAAUACUUUACCCCUCUAAAACUUUGCUACACACUGAACAAACUUAUCCACCGGUGCCCCAUGGGGAUAAGUUCAAACGCACUGAAUGACUUAUUUUUUCGUAAGAACGGCUACCACGUGAGAUUCAAUAUUGGGCAACGUAUAACCUCGGACGACUUCGACAUUGACGACUACACUGAACAUUACAUACAAUUCUUCGUCAGUCUGACAGAUAUUUUUCACGUGGCCCGGCCAGUCGGUGGGGUCGGAAAGACACUCCUCUUCCCAGCCGCGUACAAAGGCUUAAUUGCAAGUCGUCGCAUUUUCGAUGCCAAACUUACCCACUUUAUCCUCAUGACGGUUAUCUUGAAUGAUACGGGUUUCGUCAAUGUGGAAGAAUUACCCUCCUUGAUUUGGUCCUAUUUUGGCGUCCACAUCAACCCAUUCGCGCUGGGGUACUCGUCCACCUUCAGCUUUGUCAAGGAUUACCUAUCCUCCCUCAGCAGUUACGUAACCUUUGCGGAAUAUUUCCAUAAACAAGACAACGACCCCGUCACAUAUGAGCCCAAAACAUUCCUCAUUCUCACAUACUUUCCCAACGCGACCCAAAACUUUGAAGCUUAUCGGACCCAAACUGAGGACCCCGGGAUGGCGGAACUGGAAAAAUCACGAAUCAAAAAUUUAACUCUGGUGGAGAAACAUCAGGCCCAAAUGAUAGGGUUGAAACCAAUCAUGAGGAUGGUAGAGGAAAUUGAAUUCUCCUCGGAUUUUAUCGACCAUCAUGGCCUGCACUAUUGUCGGUGCUCCUAUGCUAUCAGCCCUUCCAGCUUUUACGUAGUUUUGCACAAAGACUUUGAAAAUUUGCGAUAUGUAACAAGAAAGUUGGAAAAUCCGGCAGCCUACAGUAGUGAGUUGCCUUUCAACUUUUUGGAAGAAAUUACCAUCGGAUCUCUAGUCUUGGCAAAGGUCAAGCCAGAAGAGAAUGUAUGGUGCCGAGUGGUCGUAAUUUCUCUCCCAUGUGUAAAUGAAAAUAAUCCUGAGAGCGGCAUAGGGGUCAAAGUUCGCCAACUCGAUUACGGAGGUCUAUUUUGGGUAAAACUUGGCCAAAUUUCCCCACUCCCGAGAGAGCUUGGCGAACCCAUACGAGCCCUCGCGGUUCAUUGCAAUCUCCAAUUUCACGAUAAGAUUCUAAUCAAAAAGGAAAGUACUGCUAGUUGGACGGACAAGGAGAGGGAAAUGUUUAUUGAGAUGAUUUGCGGCCAAAAUAUGAAGGUCCGAUUAGGCGUGCCAACUAUUCACAAAAUUAUGACACCCGUGGGAAAACAAAUGACCGAUGUGACAGAUCCUUAUGGAAUUCCUUGUGCAACUUAUCCUGCUCGAGGAAACUUACAUCUCCCAUUUCCGGAUGUGCGACUUUUGCCUGUGACAAAGGCAGUGGUGCUAAAAACUAAACAACCAACUGAUGACUGGCUGAAUUCGACAAAGGAGUUUAAAACUUCCAAGGUCGUCAUUUCAGAUUUAGCUGUAGAAUUUGAAACGUGGUAUAAAAGCACGAAAUAAGUUAUUCGUGUUUGCAAGUUAUUUCAAAUAACUUGCAAAUCAUGAGAUAAAUGUGGAUACAGUUAAACAUUGAGCGUCCACCCAAUCAAUAAUUAGGAAAGAUUUGAUACGAUUUUUAAUAUUUGACGCAUUUUAUAACUAUGUACUACAGUUUCGACAUAACAUUUCAAAGAAACUGUUUGCUAUAAUAGAGAUGGACCCAGGAAAACCUAUAUACAAUCCUGAGAAAAAUUUGAUUUUUAUUGUACAAAUUGUCGUAUAAUUACGUACUUACUUCGGUGUUUGAGGAUAUUUUACUUGAUAUGUACUUUUAUUUUGAAAAUCUAUGGAUUUUAUUUUACCAUAAACCUUACCUACAUAUGUAUUUACAUUAAUUCAAUAAGCAAUUGGAGCGUUAAAAUUAUGAUAUAAAAUUUGAUCUUAUCUUUUAUGUACCCUUAAAAAA
Messenger RNA from Folsomia candida, 3480 nucleotides. RefSeq lists its product as uncharacterized. The transcript has 8 exons. Lineage: Eukaryota; Metazoa; Arthropoda; Collembola; Entomobryomorpha; Isotomidae. Bases 549 to 3035 code for a protein of 828 amino acids. The record is from RefSeq and is a predicted model, not a curated record.